Brassicogethes aeneus is the source of this 1047-nucleotide messenger RNA. The record is from the annotation of a GenBank genome assembly. NCBI's taxonomy places the organism in Eukaryota, Metazoa, Arthropoda, Insecta, Coleoptera, Nitidulidae.
AAACAUAUACAAGAUGAUAAAGUUUGUGAUUUCGUCUCUUUGCUUGGUUUCCAUUGCAACUGCAUUGAAUAUACCAAGCUACAUAAAGCCGUGUAAACUAGAUGAUCCAAAUCUUAAUGAUUGUGCUUUAAAACAAACUAAAUUAGCUUUUCCCUUUGUUUCUAAAGGAGACAAAAAAAUUAAAUCUCCCUCUUUAAUCCCAUUAUUCUUGCCUUUAAUAGAAGUAGACACUGGACCAAAUUUAAAACUAAAAUUGAAGGAUUUAAAUGUAUAUGGACUGGAUGGUGUUGAAUUUAAAGAGACCAAUUUUGAUACAAAAACCAACAAAGCCCAUUUAAAAAUGUCAGCAACAUUGAACUUCAUUGGGAAGUAUGAAAUUAAUGGUAAAAUUUUGGUCCUUCCAAUAAACGGAGAUGGAAAUUGCAAUAUUACCUUCAGUGGUGGAGAUUUCACAUACGAUAUGAACUGGAAAUUAUUUGAAAAAAAUAAUAAACAAUACGCACAAAUAGAAACACACAAGCUGGAUAUGAAACUUAAAAGAACAUAUUUCCAGUUUUUAAACCUUUUCAAUGGUGACAAACUUCUGGGAGAUAAUAUGAACAAGGUGUUAAAUGAUAACUGGGAGGAAGUAAUGAAGGAAGUCGGACCUGGAAUCACUCAAACCCUUGAGGUUGUGCUUCAUAAUGUUGUAAAGGCAUACUUUGAACAUAUACCUUACAGAGAAAUUUUUGUUUGAUUUACAUUAUUUUGUAAAUUUUUAAUCAAAUUAAUAAAUAAGGGUCAUUCCACGUUACUCGGGGAUUUUUGUCCCGCCCGUCACAAUUAAAAAUUGUGAGUAAAAACUACACGUUAUAAAAUUUAUUUUAAAAUAUUGUUUUAUUAUGCUUUUAAUAAGUUAUAAGCACAAUAAAAAUAAUAUAAUAAAAUAUUAAUUUUAUAACUUGUGGUUUUUACUCACAAUUUUUAAUUGUGACGGGCGGGACAAAAAAUUACCGAGUAACGUGGAAUGCCCCAUACCUUUUUUAAAUAAAAGGUUUAAAAAUUGAA